Molecule: messenger RNA, 1772 nt
Organism: Entelurus aequoreus (snake pipefish)
Lineage: Eukaryota; Metazoa; Chordata; Actinopteri; Syngnathiformes; Syngnathidae
Gene: upf3a
Product: UPF3A regulator of nonsense mediated mRNA decay
Exons: 10
Coding region: 51-1436 (461 amino acids)
Biological process (GO): nuclear-transcribed mRNA catabolic process, nonsense-mediated decay; positive regulation of translation
Cellular component (GO): nucleolus; cytoplasm
Molecular function (GO): telomeric repeat DNA binding
Source: RefSeq, a predicted model, not a curated record
ACAGCAAAGGCAGACACAGGGGGGGAAAACAAGUCGAGAAAUGGAUCGAGAUGAGGUCUGAAAAAGACCAAAUGACGGCGAGCAAGGACAAGGGCGUCGUUGAGAUCAAGUUCAGGGACAAUUCGGGGGAGCUGGACAACAUUCCCAAGCAGAAAGAAGAAAAGAAGGAGGUUUUCACCAAGGUGGUCAUUCGAAGACUCCCCCCUCACCUGUCGAAGGAGCAGCUAGAAGAACAACUCAGCCCGCUGCCGUCCUACGACUACUUUGAGUUCUUCCCGGCCGAUCAGAGUCUGUAUCCACACCUCUUCUGCAGAGCCUACAUCAACUUCAAAAACCAGGAGGACAUCCUUUUGUUUCGCGACAGAUUCGAUGGCUACGUCUUCAUCGAUAACAAAGGCCAGGAGUUCCCUGCUGUGGUAGAGUUUGCCCCCUUCCAGAAGAUCUCCAAGAAGAAGCUCAAGAAGAAAGAUGCUAAAGCUGGGAGUAUCGAUGAAGACCCGGAAUAUAAGCGCUUCUUGGAGAAUUACUCCUGUGAUGAGGAGAAGUCCAUGGCCAAUCCAGAGACUCUGUUGGUGGAAAUCGAAGCUAAAACCAAGGAACUUAUUGCAAAAAGGACAACACCCCUGCUGGAGUACAUCAAAAACAAGAAGAUGGAGAAACAGAGAAUACGAGAGGAAAAGCGAGAGGAGCGGCGUCGACGGGAGUUCGAGAAAAAGCGCCAACGGGAGGAGGAGAAGCGAAAGCGGCGUGAGGAGGAGAGGCGCAAACGCAAAGAGACGGACAAGCAGAAGAAACUAUCAGACAAAGACAUCAAAAUUAAGCUCCUGAAAAAGAGCGACCGGGAUGAGGACGCCGACUCUGACCGCACGAAGGACAAGAGCGAGGAGACAGACAGAGGGAAAUGGGACAAAUCAGGCGGACAGAUGAAGUCAAAGGACCCCAAGGAAAAAGGUCAGGCUGAGAGCGACAAGGAGCAGCAACAGUGCCGCCGGCCGCGAGACAAGGAGCACCGCGGCAAAGACGAGGAGAGGAAACGCCAGCGGCACCACUACGACUUCGACAAGUUCCCGCGGCGCAAAGACGAGACCAAGUGGGGCAAAGGCUACUGCCAAGACCGCGCCAAGAAGGAGGGCCAUCACCACGCCUACGCCUUCUGCCCCGACGGCGCUGACAAGCAGAUGAAGGAGGACAGGGACGAGCCGGGAAACAGGAAGGAGCGCCUCCGAAACAAGGUGAGCCAGAAGGACCGCCCGGCCAUGCAGCUGUACCAGCCUGGCACGCGCAACCGCAAGCGGGUCAACUCGGCGGGCAAAAGCUACGACUGCAUGCCGCCCGAGCCCGAAGCCGAGCGUUGUUUCGAGGUGGUCGCCAUGGCAACAGUGCUGGAUAAAGGCUACGACAACAAAGAGGAGCGUGAGCGCUCUGGAUAUUUGUAAGAAUACUUGUCAUCAUACUUAUCAACACAACUGUGGGAUAUUUCUGACAGCUGUUUGUCAACCUGACUGUUUUCUUACGCAGACAUGAAACAUGCAAAUAUGAACUAAUUUGCUGGUACAUUCCAUGCAGGUGUGUGUUGAAUCCAGGGUAAAGCCUAAAAUGUAUUAUAAUUAGAUGGAGAUUUCUACGAGGAACUUCCUCGAAAGUAACAUGUUUCAUGCUAAUUUACAAAAUGAACAUGCUAAUGCUAAAUGUUGUUUUCCAAGCUUUGUGUAUUUUACUUUGCACAUGAAUUUGCUGCGUUGUACAAGAAUAAACCACAUCAUGUCACAUGA